AUGCAAAAUAAUCCUCAACCUCAAAGACUUUUUACUCAGAAUCUGCCCUGUCUAAACAUUGAGGUUCCAAUGCUAUUUUACAUUCCAGAAAAUCCUUAGAUGAAACUUAUUACUUCAAUCAUCAAUAAGUAUGGUGGAAUAGUUGUAUCUACUCAUGACUGCGCUUCAGUUUAAAUAGCACCUUUUGAGCAGUAUCCUCUUGAACCUCGAAAAUAUUUCUGCGGUCCUGUAUAUAACCUUGCCUGGCUAACUCAUUCAAUAAAGUAAGGAGAGCUUUUACUCAAAGAGGACUAUCUUAUUGAUGAGUUUGAAUAAGAUCUGGAUAUUGGGAAUAAACGACUCUUAUUGCCUAAGCUCUGUCGAAUCACCGUAUCUGAAUGGAUCAAAUAUAGAUAGCUUUACACAUUUUUUGAAAGCGAGGCUACAUGUUCCUUGAAGAGUUUUGCUAAAUAAGUUUACGAGGUCAAUUGUCUGCCUGGACGGUAAGAAAAUGCUAUAUACUGCACCCUGAGAGAUGUAGCUAACCUAAACUUUGAAAAGUUUCUCUAUCAAAUUUAAACGCUUACAGAAGAAGAGUUUCACUUCAUUAAUUAAGUAAAGUUCCAGACCAGAACUGACUUGCAGUGGGUUUUAAAAGAGUCAUAAACCGAGGCUGAGAAACUCAAACAAUGCAUGGAUCUAUAAAUGCCUAAGAAGUUCUGGUUUUUUAAAACUACUCAAUACUAAAUGCAAUUACUUGAAGAAUAAGGCCUUAUUAUCAACCCUUAUGAAUCAAAGAAAAGAGAGACUUCCACUUCCACAAUAUAGAGUAGCAAUUAAAAUUAGCAGAGACUAUAAAUUUAAUCAGAAAACUUAUCAGAUGAAAUGAGUUAAGAUGAAAGUUCAGAUGAAUCAUCAUAUCUCCUUGAUCUCACUCAUGAAUUAAAUGAUGAUGAAGAUAUGUCGAUGGACAGUGAGAGUGAAAUUAAAGAGCAGAGUAUACGUGAUGAAAUUGCCAAAAAUUUAAGUAAUAAUUUUAAAAUUGCAGUCAAAGAUAUUGAGCAGAAAUACAUUUAAUAUGAUUUUAAUAAAAUUAAGAUGAGUUAGAGAGGCAAUAUUUUUGCUGGAUUUAUUUGA
This is a messenger RNA of Stylonychia lemnae, 1116 nucleotides long. Lineage: Eukaryota; Ciliophora; Spirotrichea; Sporadotrichida; Oxytrichidae. The record is from the annotation of a GenBank genome assembly.